AUGUCUCCCACUCUCAGACCUUCUUACAAGCAGCAGCAGAUCAUGGAGGAGAGUUUUCCACCUGCCUACAAACCUGUAAGUAUUACUAAUAGUAAAUGGGAGUCCGUCCAUUCCCUCCUGCUAUCUGUCUCUAUGAAAGAAUAUCAUGGUCUAACUAUAAUCCCAGUUUGACCAUUAAUUGUAUUAUAUAGGGGCAAACUGAAGCCCAGGUCGUUAUUUAACAAACAUUUGUAGUUGUAUGCUCAUGCUGGAAUUUCUUCUUAUUAAGUUUAGUGUGAGGAUAUUUAUGGGGUGAUAAAUAUUAAAAUAAUAUUUUCAUAAAAAUGAUAAAAAAUGUAUUUAAUAAUGUUUAUCAUAUCAAAAAAUUAUAUAUUGGCACUGUUUCCCUUGAUAGAUUUAAAGGAAAGAGUUACCCACUAUUAUAACUCUUAUAGACCCUGAAGUACGUUUAUAAUGAAUACUUUUCGAACAACCUACCUUGACCCUUUGUGUCACUAUACCCCACUCCCUCUAGAAAAAGCAUGUCAAACUCAAAGUCUGGAUCAGGCCACAUAAACAAGGUUAAAGUAUAUGAGGGCCUAAAAAAAAAAACUACCUUAAAUUUUCAUAGAAACGGAGGUUUAUUUGAAAAAAGUAUAGCAUAAAAAAAGCCAGCAUCCUCAUCUACUAAAUCCCAGCCUCCCCCUCUACUAAACCACAACACCCUCCUCUACUAAAUCCCAGCCUCCCCCUCUCCUAAACCACAACACCCUCCUCUACUAAAUCCCAGCCUCCCCCUCUACUAAACCACAACACCCUCCUCUACUAAAUCCCAGCCUCCCCCUCUACUAAACCACAGCACGCCCUUUUGCACCCUAUGCCAAAUCUGAUCCUCCCACUGACACACACACAUAUUCACUGACAGACACACACAUACUUGCUGACAGACAGACACAAAUAGACACACACACUCUUACAGACAGACAGAAACACACACACAUACUCACUGACAGAGACACACAUACACAGACACACACAUACUCACAGAAGGACACAAACACAUACUCACUGACAGACACACACACACUUCAGAAGUAGUUGUGGAAGGGUGUGGAAUUGCAUUCUGUCCCUUUAAGUAAUAUGUAGCUGGGUGCAACUCGGACAGUCUCAGUACCAGAGACCAAAUGCUGAAUAACAAAAAUAGAAGAAAGGUCCAGGCACUCCAAGGUACAAACCAGGCAAUUUUAGUGAACCCACUCUUUGUCAAGCUACUAAGUGCAAGGAAUACAAGUGAUUAACAAUUAAGAAGAUUACAUCAAACACUUAGUUAAAUUACAAUGAUAAAUUCCAUUAUAUCCAUAUACAACCCCCAGUAUAAUCACAAUGAUGGUAAAGGCUAACAGCUGUGCCACGAGUCAGAGUACAAAUAAACUCAAUUGAAUACAAUCACAAUUCAAUACAUCAUCAUAGUUACAUCGAUUUUAUAUAAAGUUCUAUCAGAAUAUAUUUAAAGACAUAAGACAUUUUUAAUUGUUAAAUAUCCAUAGUGCAAUCAAUAAAUGAUGGACUCUUUUUUUUUAAAUUAAACGCUAUUAUUAUAAUAGCCUAACUCAUUGCAGCCCAAGAAGCCUUCUCAUCAAGUACCAUCUCUGGGAUAUGGAGACAAAAUUCGAAAAAAUUAAAAAAGCAAACAUCACAGUAAUAAACAAUAAAACUAAUCAAAACCAGAUCGGGACCAAUAUUGAGUCCAAUUUAGAUAGAUAGAUAUAUGAGUUAGGCUAUUAUAAUAAUAGCGUUUCAUUUUUCUCUAACUGGAGAUCUCUUUCCUGCUCCUCACUGCUCACUCCAUGCGUGGUUUAGUGAUGCCGGGUGCCAAAAUAUGACGUCAUAUUCCGCCACCCAGCUUCACUUCAGACGGUGUGCGCGUUGAGCAGGGAGGAGCAGGAAGGCUGAGCUCCCUCGCUGGCCCUCUUCCCCGGCCGGGUAAGUUUUAGCAGAGUAGGCACCUCCAAUGUGGGGAAAGCAGGUGCCUACUCUGCUAUAACACCAGGCUGUACUCGCGGCUCUCCGGGACGCAAAGAUGGUCCUUGUGGACCGUGAGUUUGACAUGCUUGCUCUAGAAUGUAAGCUCAUUGAGCAGGGCCCUCAACCCCUCUGUUCCUGUGCGUCCAACUUGUCUGGUUACAACUACAUGUCUGUUCGUCCACCCAUUGUAAAGCGCUGCGGAAUUUGAUGGCGCUAUAUAAAUAAUAAAAUAAUAAUAAUAAUAAUAAUUAGAGAAUUUGUAUUUCACACAUUAAUCACAAACUAAUUAUAAAAUAUAAUUUAUUGUGACAAUUAAUGAAAAUAAUAUGUAACAUGCAUGACAAUAAUCAGUGAAUAUAUAGGUAUAACAUAAGUAUACAAUAUGGUACCAGUUUUAACACAAUUUCAGAUAGUUCAUAGCAACAUAUCCACAUAGAUGCAAAUUUCAAAAAGAUUAACUACAGAAAACUUCCCUUUGAUAUUAGCUAGGCAUUCCUUAACACAUAACUUUUCAUAGCCACCCAACAGCACAGCUAAUAGCCAUAACACAUUGCUGUUAGUCUGAAUAACUCACUCACUGCUGGCUACAAUUCUCACUGGAAAAAAUACCUUUUAUAUUUCUCAUACCAGAUCAGUUUAACCAUUCCUUUUCAUCCAAUAAACAAUGAAUAAUGUAACCAGAUUUUACAUUUGCAAAAGAUUAGAUUUCCUGAUGGAAGUUUAAGUAUCCCUAAAUUAAGAUGUCAAUAUUUCUGGAUAAUAGCUUGAUAUGCUAAACAUGCCAAAUUACCAGUAAAUAUAUUGUUUAUUUAUUCACUCAGCAGUAAGGUAUUUAUAACCAUAUAUUUCCUUAGCUAACUAUGAUUUCAUAAUAAUUGAAAUCUGACCAGCUUUUAUCCAGGUAUAUUUUUGCUUUAGUAAAAAAAAAUAAUUUAUUUAAAUAAAACCAGCAUAUUUACCAACUUUCUUGGUAGAAAUUCUUAGGCUUAGAUAUAUUCCCAUGAAUGUUGUAUGCAAGUAUGAGUAGAGAAUUGUGAAAAUAGGAAAGUUAUCAGAGUUGUGAUUAUUAUGAAUUUCAAAGUUUCAGUUGGAGUGUUAGAUUUUUUUUUUAGAGUUCCAGAAUUAGUUGGAAGAGAUACAGAAAGUUAGGUGUGUCCAGCUUUUGCUCCAGAUCUCCGACUUAAGCCCUGUCUUCAGCUAUCCUCAAUUUUUAAAGGACCAGCUUCCCUAAACUUAAAGUGACCAAUAAAGUCAGGUUGGUGUAUCUUUUCUAAAGGUUAUCAUCUAGACUUUGGUCAAUAGAUGUAGUAGUAACACAACAAGAAAUUCUCGUCAGGAAAUCCAACUACCUCUCUGUAAAAGGGGUUAACUGAAUUUCAUGAUGCGUUUGAUGUCAUAAUUGCAGUCUUUAUGGAUUUUGACUCGUACUGAACCCUUGUUCACCUUCUCUAUACAAUGAAACUUUGGAUCAAUCCUUUAAAUCUAAAAAGUAAAAUUAAUAACUUUAAGUAUUAUUUGUUUGUUGUAAUCCUGUGUCUGUUUUUUUUCUUUUUUUUUUUGUGCACAGCAUACAAUGCCACAACAGCAUACGAAGUCACAAUAUUAUCACAGGCUUUCACAUAUGUGGCAUUGAGAUAGUGGCACAUUUUUUUAAGGUUAGGAUAUAGUAAAGGUUGGUAGGUUGCUAGAUACCAGGUAGACCUUAUACUAGGACAGAAUAGCUGGGCAGUAAAUUAUAGUAGUGGUACAGGUUACUCCCUGGGAAUUUAAGAUUAUCAGAAAGAUUAUUAACAGGAUCAUUAACCAUUGGGAAUAGAGACUUAUGAGUCACUACAUCUUAGCUGCCAGGCUCCACCCAGUGUGUCUGUUUUUUUGUGUGAAACUAUGUGUAUAACUUGGUAAUGUGCCAGCAUGUGAUAUAUACAUGUCUUUUACACAUUCAGCUAAUGUUAGUGUAAUAAUAAUGACUUUAUUUGUUGGUAUUCUAUCCAUGAAUAUUUAAUAUUAUUAACAUAGUAAUAUGAUUAAAUAUAAUAUGUAUGAUUAAAUAUAAUAUGUAUCUGGGCUGUUGCUCUUUCAACCCCCCUUCUUGCAAGAGAGUCUUGUCUCUGGUCAAUGUUUACAUUUGUCGCAUUCCUUUUCUCGGGGUUUGUGAAUGAAUAGUUACAGAGAAAUAAAAAUGUGUCUGUCUUUGCAUUAUUGUUACAAAAUGUCACAUCUGCUAAGUCUUAAGUCUGGUAUUCACAAAUGUAGAGCCACAAUAUUAGGCUUAAAAUAUUGGCUGAUGGAAAUAUUAGAAGGGAUCCCAUUCCCUUACAAGGUAAUGUUGAGAUGCCCGUUGAUGUUAUCCACUAAAUGAUUUCACUGGACGUGAGAUGGCUGUAUAAAGAAAUAUUUAUUUCCAAACAAAAUCACACAAAGUAAAAAGAAAACUGUUAAAUAUAAAGUCUACAGAAAAAAAGUACUUGCAAGACGCUUUUCGCCUGUAUAUUAGGCUUCCUCAGUUGCAUGUACUGCUCUCCGGUUACCUGUGUUCAUUACAGGUAAGUUCCGUCUCCUCCGUGUGACACUGUUGCCACGGUUUCGCUUUGAUGAAGUAUUUCUGGUUGAGUCCGUAUUUGGAAUGCGUAUGCGUUCCACUCUUAAAACAAGCUUUAUUGUCCAUCGUUCCCCAGCACUUUUCUCAUGUGUAUACAUCGAAAAAAGAUGAGAGUGGGGAGUUAUUCGAUUAUUUUUAGAUAACAAAUAUAAAGACUACUAAGUAUUUACAAUAUAAGCCAAAAAAUAGACGUAAAUACAAGUAUAUGUAUGCCUGCUAGGAAUAAUUCCUAUGCAGAAAAGUAGGUAUCAGAAAAUAAAUAUAUAAAAGAGUGCAAAAUGUAAAAUACAAAGAGGGAAAUGUCUACAUAGAUGGUAAAAUCUAAAACAUAACAAUAAUUAAUUUUAAAUAAUAUAUUUUUUUAUAGAUAGUCUUUAUAUUUGUUAUCUAAGGAUAUUCUAAUAACUCCCAGGGAGUGGGAUCCCUUCCAAUACUUUGAGCCUAAUAUUGUGGCUCUACAUUUGUGAGUACCAUACCAGGAUUACUGUAUAUGUGUUUACAUAUGUAUCAGACUGUAAUGCACUAGGUUUUGCCAUUUUUUUAUCUGUUCAACUUAUUAUUGAUACCUUUAACCAAGAACCAUCCACACUCCACCUAUAUUUAAUUUAUGUAAUUUAAAAAAAAGGUUUAAUGCUGUUGACUUAAUUUGAAACCUUCCAAGAACUAAAUGCUGUCUUUUUAAAUUUUAUGUGGCAAUUCCACAAAACAAAUUUGCUAGUGCAGAAAGCAACUGAGUGUGGAGUGUGGCGGGUGGGGUAGAUAUUGGCUACAAUAUAUGUUUUAUGUAAUUGCAUAUUUUAUUCAAGCCUGAAAAUUCGAAUGUAAGAUAAAUAUGUUGUUCCAUUAUUAUUAUAUAAUUCUCACAGGAACCUUAUUCCCAGCCAUAUUCCCAGCAACACAUAUAUAAUAAUAAUACUAAUAUUUAACAAUCAGCUCCUGGUUCUAUCCUACAAAUUCCUGGGCAGAUCAUAUAAAUAUGGGCCAUUUCCAGCCAAUAGCAUGCUUGCAGACACAUGAGAUAUAGACACAUUGUUUAUUUAAUUUUAAUCACUUUUUCUCUUCGCUGUCUUAUUUCCAUGUCCCCUUGUAAGUCAGAAAACGUCACCUGAGUUGGAAACACGUAUAAUAGAACAUGGAAUCAUGUUCAAGAACAGAUUUCCUUGGGAGGAGUCAAAGACUUUGUUAAAUAUGUAAAAGACAAAUAAAAUGAUGUUUCAACUGUUUCCUGAUAGACGGCUUGCUAGAUCCUUCAUGACAUAAGGGUAUUUGCCCAUCUCCUUGUCACAAAGGGUUUGAAAUUGUAGACAUUGUUUUUCUGAACAACUUCUAUUUUGUCAUAUAAGCAAAGCAUGUAAACUAGAAAACUAUUGAUCCUAAAUGUAAUGACAUCAGAGUAUUUAACCAGAAAAGGUACAUUUGGUCUGGCUCCAGUUUCCUUUGGUCUAGAUGUUACUAUUCUUCAAUGGACUGUUUUUCAUUUAAUUGACAUUGAAGAGUGAAGGGUUGAGAUGACUUUGCCACAGAGUUGGAUUAAGAGUCUUGGAAGUGCUGAGAAAAUUUACGAUGGUAGACAGAAUGCACUACAACAGCCUUAUCUCCCAAGUAUGUUUAUCAGGUGGAGGUGGUACUUGAGGGACACUUGCAGGAUAUAUUUUAAUCAAACAAACAAUACAAUACUGUCACCACAAAAUGUGAAGAAUAGUAGAAGGUAAGUAUUCAAUAUACUUAUCUAAACAAGUCAAGUAGACAGCCUCCCUAAGAUCACCUCCCAGGUGGUGAUUAUAUUAGACCAGAAUAUAAGAAACAAAUGUAUGGGAAACGCCUGUAAUUCUAAAAAGAACAUAAACAUUACAGCUAUUUUUGUACAUUUACUUGUUACUUGCUUUGAUUUUAUGGUCUCUGAGGAAGUUCCAAUUGUGGAACGAAACACGUAAGACCAAUACUAUUGCUGUUUUAAUAGCAUUUAUCCUGGUGUUUUUCACCAUUUUUAUUCAAUAAAAUAGCCUUUUUUCUAUACAUUCUCAUCUGGAGUCCUGCUUUCCUGCUACACUCGCAGACCAAGUAGAAGUGAUUCACAGCCCCCCACUACAUCGGGGGAGGCACCCACUGAGCGCUUUAAACGUCUACAUCUUGUGAGUGCAACCAUUUAUAGCGCACAUUUCAUUGUUUUAACUGUAUAACACUGUUAUGUUUUUUUUAGAACUACAGCCGUAUUCCAUACAUUUGUUGCUUAAAUUCAAGAUAUUUCAAACCUAUACGUACACAUACCCUAUGUCAAUCUGUCUCCUCCAUCCCUCAGUCAGUCUGUCUAUCUUACAAACCCCACAGCUCCCAUCUCCUCUCUCCUUUACUAAUAACUAACUCUUAGACCUUUCUUCUCUGCACUUGCUGUCCUCCCCUUUCGUCCAUACUAAUCGGCAGAGCCCGUGAUCUGCAGCCCUGGAUAGAGAAAGAGGUGAAUGUGGUGAGUGCUAGUUCUCUCAUAUUUAUACAUAAACAUAUAAAGUAGCAUUCAUAUUUGUUUUGCUACUUAUCAUGAAAUUACUCAGCUUUAAGAUGUACAUAUCAUAUUGAUCUGGAUAUUUUAUUUAUAGGAGCCGUCGUUAAGACAGCAGCGUCGUGGGGAAAUAUAUUACAAAGAAAGACCCCAGUUUCACAAGGAAAGUUAUAACAAAGAUAAACUCCCUAAUUACCAUCAAAGUAAGUGACCUUUUACCAUGGGACUAUGUAACACUAAAGGGAUGUCCAGAGAGGCCUCACAAAUGAUCUGUGAUUUUUACACCUGUCUCUGUUCCACUUUCCUUCUUUAUUUCAAUGAAUCCUUACUUUUUUAUAACUUUAUAUUUUUAUUGGAGAUACAUUCAUGUACAAUGGACAUAGAUUUGUACAUAAAAUGAUUCUGAACGUACAUUCAAAAUAACAAGCUCAUUGUUAUUUCAUUGGUAUAUCUGAAAACAGAGGAACGCAUGUAAUAUAGCGUGUUUACACAUUAUUUUGCAAUCAAUAAAUAUAACUCUUUUCAAUCCAUCUCCCGUACCUAACCUGCUGCUGCGGGUUCACACUGAGCAAUCACAGCAGUAGCAAGGCAGACUGAGCAUCAGCCGGUCAGACUAUAGUAAUGUCUCUUCCAAAACGGCUGCUCAGCCAGGCAAUAAUAUAAAAAAAGCCACAUUUUUGGUUUGUUUUAAAUGUUUUUUGUUUUCAUUGCAGAGUAUAAGCAAACAUUAGGUAGCGUCUCAUAAAAGGCACAUGGAGGCCUAUGCAGAGGCAGAAAAGACAAAAUCUGCAAGUGUAACGAAAUCAUUGGCAAUAAGCAUACGCAUAAUAUUCUGUCGCACAAUAUAUAAAUAAUGGCGGAACAUGGUGCAGCAGAGCUGAACUAGUGCCACAUUUUAUCUAAAAAUAAAAUCAAUCAAUAUACACUUAAUUAAAAAACACACAUUAAUUCGAUCAAAUGCAAUCAACUUAAAAAAAAGUUUGAAGUGAAUAUUUGAUGACACUAUAAUAAGCUGUAGUUGUUAUGGUACAAUUUUUGAAUGGUUUGAAUUCUUACUGGGUCUGCCAGGCACAGCUCCCUGUCUCCACUACUAACAGUGGAGAGUUGGAGGGGUUAUUCCAAGCACCAUGACCACUUCAGUGAUUUCAAAAGUGUACUAUUUCAAAAGAACACUGUACACACAAAGUUUAACCCCCUCUGUUGUCGGAGGUGUAAAUCUCUGGCAGUGUCAUUGGGGCAGCCAGCACAAAACUUGAGUAUCGGGGGGAAGGAGGGGCUAAUGUCAAUUCUACACAUGAUUUGAAAUUAUCAUCAGAACGUACAGCAUGCUGGCAAAUGAUAGCCAAUUAAAUCAUGCCCGUCUUACAUGCCACCCAUGUCCCCUCCUCAGCCCCACUGCAAUGACAUCCGUCCCCCUCCAGAGAGGGGGGAGUGACAUCAGAGGAGAAGGAUCAAGCUGCAGGAAGAACUUGGUGCUGGAACAAAUAUGAGUUGUGGGUGGAUCAGGUUAGGGGGGGUUACUGUGACCAAAAACAGUGCUUUGUUGAAAGACUUUUUGUUGUUGUUGGAGUAACCCUUUAAUUAAGAACUCUCCUGAGCUAAGCCUUAAAGUGUAGGCCUUAGAUCAAUGGCUGAGAGUGAUCAGCUGAUGCUUAGGAACGGCUGAGGAAUGUCCAGCUCUCUGGUGUUAGUAUUAGAUGCAGGGAGCGGUGCUCAGUGAACCCCAUGUGAGAAGUUAAAUUAUUAAAAAAUGAAUCUUUUGUAGUUGUUAUGGUGUUGGAGUCUCUGCUUAAAUAAAUAUGCUUUCUCUGUUGUUUAUUUCCUCAGAAGAAAAUCCUGUAUUUGCUGAUCUUUUAUCACGGCUAAAGAUGGGAGAAUACAGACAGACAAAGCUCACUCUGCAAGAUGUUCUGAAUAUCGGGCAACUGACCAUGAAUGACAUUGAGUUACGGACUGUAGAGGACAUUCCCUGGUAUUUUCUGCAGAAUGUAAUGUCUCUCAAUGUGAAUGCGAGAAACACAACACUUAAAAAAUCUGCACAAAGUGCAAAAACUAGGGAUAGUCUGAGCAGGUUUCAGUGUUAUGACGAUGAUGAAGAAACAGAUUUGUCUGAUUCCAUCCACCCCCUGGAUGUCCUGUGUGUUCUCCUCAAUUGUUCAGACCAUUUCUUACAACAGGAAAUUAUAACCAAGAUGUCCAUGUGCCAGUUUGCUGUCCCUCUGCUGCUCCCUGCUGGUGAUGGAUCUAACUGCACCUUCAUGCUAUGGGCAAUGAGAGACAUUGUGAAGAAAUGGACACCUCGCGCCUGUGAAGACAGUAAAAGUUUUAUGGAAGACAGUUUAGUAAAUAUUCCCAUGCCAGUCUUCUCUUUUGUGCGGUUGGGAACAUGCACUUCAUCCAAAUCUAAAAUCCUGAAUCAUGUGCUAAGUCCAGAUCACACAAACUACAAUAUUUUUGUGAAUCAGGACAUGGAUUGUGGGAAUUACCCUCGAAAUGUCUCUGUCGGGCUAGUGGAGAUAUCUUGGUUUUUUCCUGGUAGCACAGGAAACUCUGAAACUUUCCCAGAACCCUUUGCUGUCACCAAUUUACGCGGAGACCUGGAACCUAACUUCACACAAUUCACCUUUUUAGCUGCGAUAUCUACAGCUGUCUUUAUAUUUAUUGAGAGUUUUACUGAAAAGGAUUACAAACUGUUUACCAAGCUCCGAGACGUAAACACAAAUUACUAUUUUAUUAUCAGUCCAAAUAAUGACAAACAGAAAAAGCAGAUUACAGGAGACAAUCUAAAAAAAUUAUCCACAACAUUAAAAGUGUUCAUAAUUAGGCAGAGUGAUAGAAAUAUAAUAAAAUCUGUUAGAGAUGUACAGGAAAUUAUCUCAGGCUGUACACAGAACAAGGGCAGUUGGCGAAGCUUGGAGGGUAUGGCAGUUGUGGCCAAUAAGUAUGGAAUAAAAGUAGAUGAGUAUAAGGAGGAAUGUCAGAAUGCCAAGAAUCAUGCCUUUUCCAUCACAAAGGAGAUAAAGGAUGUAGCACAGUAUAAGAAAGAAACUAUGAGAUUGCAGGGUGAUCUGUGGAAGGAGAUAUCUAAGGAACAAAAGGAAAUGUGCAGAAUGAGGAAUCAACGGCAUUCUAACAGUAUGAUUUACAGAGAUAAACUCGUGAAAAAAUGCUCUGACUUAACCAGGGCUCAGUAUGAGCAACCAAUGCCGGAUGGCAUAAAGAAAUUUCUCACAGUUAUCACACAUUUAACACAUUUAGAAAAAUGUUAUUUUAUUAAAUGGAUGAAGUUUAAUCUUGAUUCAAUUGCUAGAAAAACAUUUUUGAUGCACAAGGAUGAAUCCAAUAUGAUGCACAAGGAUAAGUGGACAAAACAAACUAAACCGAAACAGCCUACCCUUAAUAUUUCAGAAAACUCACUGGGAAUUGAACACUUCCUGCGUGAGAUGGGGCAGUUCUAUGAAGCUGAAAGUACUAUGAUUAAACAGGAACAAAUCAGUCCAAACCAGAGACAAUUCAGUCAUCUCCCAGAAAUAGCAGCUGAUCUCCUGCUGGAGGGAUUCCCAUUAGAGCUGAUUGAUGGAGAUGCCUCCAACAUCCCCCUGCAGUGGAUAACUGAUGUCCUGACUGAGCUGGACUCUAAGACAGGAGGACGAUGCAGAAUGAGAGUGAUCACUGUGCUGGGAGUUCAGAGUACGGGGAAAUCCACCCUUCUGAACACCAUGUUUGGUUUGCAUUUCCCAGUGGCCAGUGGACGAUGUACACGAGGGGCUUUCAUGACCCUUAUUAAAGUGAAAGAGGAUGUCCUGGAGGAUGUGGGCUGUGACUUUAUUUUGGUGAUUGAUACUGAAGGUCUGAAAGCUCCUGAACUGGCUUCUAUGGAGAACAGUUAUGAACAUGACAAUGAGCUGGCAACGCUAGUGGUCGGGCUGAGCGAUAUCACCAUAAUUAACAUGGCCAUGGAGAACUCAGCAGAAAUGAAAGACACCUUGCAGAUUGUGGUUCAUGCUUUCCUUCGGAUGAGUGAAGUUGGAAAAAAAACGAAUUGUCACCUCGUACACCAGAAUGUAAGUGAUGUGUCAGCACAUGUAAAAAAUAAGGCUGGUAGAUCAAAUCUUUUGAAAGAACUUAAUGAAAUGACAAAAAUAGCUGCUAAAAUGGAGCGAAGAAAUAAAUCCAUGGCAUUUUCUGAUAUAAUUGAUUAUAAUCCUGAGAAGCACAGCUGGUACAUCCCCGGAUUAUGGAAUGGAGUCCCACCCAUGGCUCCAGUAAACUCAGGGUACAGUGAAAGUAUUUUUAAGUUAAAACAUUAUUUAUUCGAAAUCCUAAGCAAAAGGCAUUCUCCAAUACCCCAGAAUAUAAACUCGUUUAUUACGUGGAUGAAGAGUUUGUGGAAUGCUGUAAAAUAUGAAAGUUUUAUUUUCAGUUUUCAAAACAUCUUGAUGGCAGCAGCUUAUGAUCAGCUGUCCUUAAAAUACUCAGAUUUGGAGUGGAGCUUCCGCAAAGAAGUCCAUGUUCAUCUAGUUAAAUAUGAGAAUAUUAUUAAAAACCAGCUACCAGAAAAAAUCCAAAACGUGGCUUCAAGUAUUCUGGAAAAUGAUCUGAAAAACCUCCUGGACAAAGAAGAAUCAAACAUGAUCCAACAAUUAGCACAGUUCUUUAAAGGUGGCUCUGUCAAUGUGAAUCUGGUAGAAAGAUACAAGGAAGAUUUCUUCACAUAUGUGAAAAGCCUCAGACGAGAUCUUGAAGUUAUGGCAUCAAGCAAAUGCUGGGAGGCAGUCCGAAUUCAAAAUGGGAAAAAUGAGAUUCAAAACAUUCAAGACAAAUGCCAACAAUUCAUUGAAGAAGAGGUCCGUAAACAUUUGGAGAAUGGCAAAACCAUCCAAAAUGUACCAAGUGAGGAAGAACUGAAGGUAGAAUUUGAUAAAAUAUGGAUUAAUAUAUUACAAAAAUUAAACGUGGCUCGAUUGCAGAAACACCGAAUAGAUAAUGAAAUGUUGGAACAGCUGAAACGGGAAAUGAAGGACAGACCAAGCAUGGUCAAUGAGAAAUUAAAAAAUAUUAAGUCUCUAAAAGAAUACGAAGUAAAAAGCUUUAAAAUUACUAAUAGCCACAUGGAUGGCAGUAUUUUAAAAAAGAUUUUUAAUUUAAUUUUGAAAGAUAACUACAAGAAAUUGGAUUACAUUGCACACUCAUUGAUAGAUGACUGCCUGCAUUAUGUUAAGGGAAAGAUUAACACAAAAGAAGAUUAUAAUGAACUAUACUGUCAGGAACUAUUGACCAUGAUAAACAGAAAACUGGAUGAAACAGAGGUGACAAACCUCCACCCUACCUCACUAUUUGAAGUGGAUCUGAAACUUCACAUUUUGGCUAAAGCAGCUCCUCUGUUUCAAAAUAUGCAUGAUGAGUUUGGCAUAAAUAACGAUCCCAAACUUCUUCUCAAUCAGUUCAAACCACAAUAUUUUGUGAUAUUUAAAAGUAGGAUUCAGAGGAAUAAUUCCAAGCAUAGGUCCAGGAGCCAUGCAAAACAUUUCUGUGAGCAAUGUUUGAAACCAUCAAUAAUUGACCACAUCUACAAAAAUCUCGGGAAAGAGAUUGUUGAUGAAAUUUUGAAAAGUGCUGAUUCCUUGAGGUUCAGAACUCGGAAACACUUCCAUUUCACACUUUUGAAGGAACUGCUUGAAAUGAACGAGUUUGAGAAGUACUUACAAUAUAUUACACAGUAUGAAAAUUAUGUGAAAAGUUGGAUUUCAGAAUACAUUGUAAAUAAAUAUAAACACUCUGCUGGUUUAGACAACUUGCUAUCUGGAAUUCUUUCUUCUUUAUCUGGAAAAAUCAAAACUGUUCUUCAAGAUAAAAUGGUACAAAAUAGCCAAAAUGUGCCAGAAUUGUUGCAGAGUUUCUCCGUGGAGUUAAGGAAGCAUUUGGUCCUUUCAAAGAAUGCACUGAAAGUGACGAGUUUCCAGAAUACCUCCAGCACCCAACAGUUUUCUUCAGACAUCAAGAAUUUAAUCGAUACAAUAGAAGAGGAAAUAAAGUCUAGCAUGAAAUCUAUGGGAGUUGAGACUAUCCUUUCUAAUCUUAUACUGAAACCUCAAGAUGAAUUAUUUCACAAGCUCAUUGGAUGUGGAAAGAGAUGCCCGUUCUGUGAAGUUCCCUGUGACGCUAAUGGAACUAAGCAUUACCAUCACUCUGCUACUGUGCAUCGACCUAGAGGAUUGAGCCAAUAUAUGUGGUUGGAAUCUAAUGUUCUUUACAAUUCAGUAUGUUCCACUGAUGUCCUGUCCAAUGACAGUUUUAUAAACUCAGACACAGAUGGCAAAUGGCACCCAUACAAAGAUUAUCGCACAAUCUACCCAAACUGGAUCAUACAACCAGACAGAGACAUGAGUUCCUCAAAUUACUGGAAAUUUGUAUUUAAACAGUUUAAUGAACAAUUUGCUGAACACUACAAUGCAGAGCCCGCUGAAAUCCCACCGGAAUGGAAAAUAAUAAAUCAGAAACAGGCUCUCUGCUCUCUGCAAGAAAUGUAUAAUUUGAAAUAA
Messenger RNA from Pelobates cultripes (western spadefoot toad), 13642 nucleotides. The record is from the annotation of a GenBank genome assembly. NCBI's taxonomy places the organism in Eukaryota, Metazoa, Chordata, Amphibia, Anura, Pelobatidae.